Messenger RNA from Sebastes umbrosus (honeycomb rockfish), 4392 nucleotides. RefSeq names its product epsin-1-like. Gene Ontology annotation, cellular component: endosome; plasma membrane; clathrin vesicle coat. The coding region runs from base 270 to 3080 and encodes 936 amino acids. The record is from RefSeq and is a predicted model, not a curated record. Gene Ontology annotation, molecular function: phospholipid binding; clathrin binding. NCBI's taxonomy places the organism in Eukaryota, Metazoa, Chordata, Actinopteri, Perciformes, Sebastidae. The transcript has 11 exons. Gene Ontology annotation, biological process: endocytosis.
ACUGCAGGUGGUGCUGAAAACGGCGGAAGCGGAAACGGUCGUCGUGUCGUGUCGUGUCGUCUCCUCCUCGAAGACUCCUGAAGAUCCUCUCAGGCUGUAGGAUCUGGUUUCUGUCAUCCUGAGACGAUCAGUGCAGUCAGGAGGAAGAGAGAGCAGCAGGAUGUUCGCUCACUGAGCCAGCACUCAAGCAACAUAGAAUACAUCUUUGACAGCAGUCACUUUACAAAAGAUUGCUGGUGGUUUGAUUCCCCACCUCCCCCUUAGACACCAUGACGUCCUCUAUGCUCCGCCGACAGCUGAAGAACCUGGUCCAGAACUACUCUGAGGCAGAGGUCAAGGUGAGAGAGGCGACGUCUAAUGACCCAUGGGGCCCGUCCAGCUCUCAGAUGGCUGACCUCUCCGAUCUCACCUACAAUGUGGUGGCCUGCAACGAGAUCAUGACGAUGCUCUGGAAGCGCCUGAAAGAUGACAAGAACUGGAGACACAUCCAUAAGUCCCUGACACUGCUGGAGUACCUGUUAAAGACCGGUGACGAUCGCGUGCUUCUGAAAAUGAAAGACAGCAUCUACAUCGUCAAAGCGCUCACAGAGUAUCGCUUUAUAGAAAAGGACGGCAAAGAUCAGGGUGGAAAUGUGAGAGAGAAGGCCAAAGUUGUCCUUGUUCUUAUGGAGGAUGAUGAUAAACUAAAGGAGGAGAGAGACUUUGCCCUCAAGACCAGAGAGAAGACAUCAAAAAGUGCUGCUGCCUCAUCCGCAGACGCCGUUAAGGAUCCCAAUUACAAGCCAUGCUACGUUGCCGGGGGCUCAGGGCUUCCAUCCUUGGACAACAUACCCUCGGUGGCCGACUUGACCGCCAGCUUCGCUGCCCGCAAAGAGGAGCGUAUCAAACAGGAAUUUGAGAAGAAAGAAACAGUUCGGAGGGGCAAGUUGAGUGAAGAUGAGUUGAAAUGGGAGGAUGCCGGCAAAGGCGGUGACGUUAAAGGAGGUGCUUGGGGAGGAAAGAAAGCAGAGAAGGAGGAGGAGGAAGUGGAGUCUGAGGAGGAGGAGGAGGAGGUGAAACCCGGCCCAUGGGGAGCCCCCAAAGAACCUAAAGAGGCCGCAGAUCCAUGGGGCACACCCGCAAAACCUGACACAACUGACAAGACAGCCAGCAGCGAUCCUUGGGGGGCUCCAACUAAAACUGUUGAAGAUCCAUUUUCAGCACCAAAAACGGAUGAAGAUUCAUUUGCUGCUCCGAAGAAUGGAGAAGAUCCUUUCGCAGCACCAAAAGAUGAUCCUGAUCCAUUUAGUGCAUUAAAAGAUGACCCGUUCAACGCACCGAAAGAUAGUUCAGACCCCUUCAAUGCACCCAAAGACAAGAAAGAUCCAUUUUCUGCUCCAAAAGAUAAACCAGAUCCCUUCAGUUCAUCUAACAAUGAUCCAUUCAACGCCCCAAAAGAUGAUCCAUUCAACUCCCCAAUAGAUGAUCCAUUCAACGCCCUAAAAGACGAUCCAUUCAACUCCCCUAAAGAUGAUCCAUUCAACGCCCCAAAAGAUGAUCCAUUCAAUGCCCCAAAAGAGGAUCCAUUCAACACCCCAAAGGAUGAUCCAUUUAAUGCUCCAAAGGAUGAUCCAUUUAAUGCUCUAAAGGAUGAUCCUUUUAAUGCCCCAAAAGAUGACCCAUUCAGUACCCCAAAAGAUGAUCCCUUCACUGCACCAGCAUCAACACCCCCUAAAGAAGACCCAUUUGCAGCACCACCAUCAUCUAAAGACGACCCCUUCACUUCUACAACACCACCUAAAGAAGAUCCUUUCUCUGCACCAACUAAACCUACCCAAGGCGAUCCUUUUGGCGCACCAACCACACCACCCAAAGAGGAUCCUUUCUCUGCACCAUCCAAACCUACAAAAGACGACCCUUUCGCUGCACCACCAACAACACCCCCUAAAGAAGACCCAUUCACAGUGCCAUCCAGUCCACCAAAAGAUGACCCCUCAGAUCCCUUCAAUGCACCUCUGCUGAGCUCGCCUGAAGGCAGUGCAGAUGCGUGGGGAGCCCCCGCUAGCUCUCCACCUGGCAGCGGGUCAGAUCCUUGGGGGGCGCCAUCCACUCCGAAGGAAACAAAGGGCGGAGAUCCCUGGGGGGACGGGACAAGCGCCACAUCACCCAUUGAUCAUUCUGAUGCAUUUGGAGAUGCAUCCAAACUGGACAAUGACCCAUGGGGAGCCCCAGCUGCAGCUCCAGGCAGCACAGAUGAUGCGUGGGGUUCUCCUGCUCCGCCCUCAGACUCCUCCCCAUCUAGUGACCCCUUUGGAGACGGAGCGUCUAAAAAAGGUGAUCCAUGGGGUGCACCGAGCAACGCCUCUAGCAACGGGACAGGAAUGCUAUCAUCAGCGCAGGUGGAGAAUAGAAAGACUGCUUCGUUUCUGGGCUCUGCGGGGGCGUCGCUUGUCGACUUGGACGAUCUAUUUUCUUCAAACCCCAAACCCAAGCAGCGCCCCCUCGUCAACACGCUCGUCGCCCAGACACAAGCCAUCGGCGCUUUCAAAGCCAGGGGCCUGACCUCUGGCCGUGUGGUCAGAUCAGGAGGUGUUGCUGGUGUGUCCCUUCCUGAAACAUCAAACCCAUACUGCAGUCCUUUUGGUUCCACCCUAGCCCCCUCCUUUGGUGCAUCUCCUUCAGCUUUUGGAGCUGCUCAUCCUCCCAGUGAAACUCCCUUAUUUCAGCUACCGUCCCAUAACGCGGGGGUAUCUCAUUCCGGUUUAAAUAAUAUGCUUCAGGCAGCUCAGGUGGCUCCUCCGGGUUCAGGAACCGGAAUGGUACAAUCCGUUUCUGUGGGAGGGUGUCUACAAAUGAACCCCUCUUUUGGAGGAACGGUGCAGUCUGGAUCUCUGGUGGGGAAUCCCUUGGCAAACCCCCUCCUAUUGGGAACAGGAGUGGGUCAGUCCAGGUUCUUUGGAGGGAAUUGCCCAGCAGGAGCGGCUCACUUGGGAGGAUCUACUCCACAGGCCGAGGGGGGAGUCCCCUUCCAGCCACGGUUGCUCUCAAGCAACGGGCUGGGUGAGACGGCGAACAAAAACAACAAUCCAUUCCUGUUCUGACAUGAUUGAUAUGUAAUCUUUUCCUGCCAGACACAUGUAUUAUGUUGAAUGACCACACUGGGUAGUUUUACAUAUAUGUGUUGCAACCAUUCUCCAAAAUAUAGCCAGAGGAUAUUAGAUUGCUUUCCUACAGUAUGUAUCUUCCAGGCCGCCACUGAAUUUUCCAUCAUAAUUUAACCUUACAAUAUAAUACAAUGGUAUUUCAAACUCGUAUUGCAAGACUUAAAACUUAAAAUGAAUGAAAAAGAUUAUGUGAAUUUUCUUGCAUUCAAAUGUUGCUUUUCAGUCAUAUUUCAUUACAUUUUCGGUCACAUGUCAAAGCGUUCUCGAGCAAGACACUUAACCCCAAAUUUCUCCUGAAGGCUGAGCCGUCGGUGUGUGAGUGAGUUUUUUUAUUUAGAUCAGAUCCUGAUGGGCAGGUCGGCUCCUCGCAUGGCAGCCUCUGCCAUAAGUGUAUGAACGUGUGUGUGAACGGGUGAAUGCUGACAUGUAGUGUAAAGCGCUUUGAGUGGUCGGAAGACUAGAAAGGCGCUAUAUAAAUGCAAGUCCAUUUACCAUAGAUGUCAGAAUAUAUCCUUGAAUGCACCAAGAAAGAAGAGUUUCCAAAAACUUGGAGAAGCCAAAGACAAAAUUCCACUGAGGUGGGCAAUAAAGUCAAUCUAACUAUCUUAUUAUCUAACUCUUAAUGGGAAAUUCACUUGUGAGAGUCCCUGCUCUUAACUGAGCUAAUAAUAGCAUUACUUUGAUGGGUAGACUGAAAUCACAGGGCGGCCUGGAAGGUAGGAAACAGCAUAAACCUUUUCUGGUAUAAAAUGAGCAGUAGUUACACGUACACGACGUGUCCGGUGAAAACAUGCAAAACUACAUGUAUGAUCCUUUUGAUUAAACCCGUCGGCUCCUCCUCAGCUUACACUCUCCUCCCUCCCCCUGAGAUCUAUACACAUGCCCAACUAAUAUGACAGCCAUGGUUUCAAUGUAUGCAGCAUAACAGAAAUACACUCAAAAUAUGUGUGAAAUGUACUUUGAAUCAAGUGUGAGAAGCAGAGAGAGCACAUCAAGUGUGAGUGUCGAUGUGGAAAUACUGAAGAAUUACUGUGGAUGUGAGUGUUGACCUGUAAAACAUUGACAGAGCUGAUGUGGGACGGAUGUCACUGUAUGUUUUCGUUGAGUGUGUAUGUGUUUGUACAAGGUGGAGCGUGUGUAUGUAUGUGUAACCUGCAUGCAUGCAGUGUGUGUGUGUGCGGUAUAUAUUGUGCUAAUGUAAAUACUGGAAGUAAUCACAGAUAAACCUUGAAAUAUUCUGUAUAUUAGA